AUGAGAAGGAUGAGCAAGAGCUAUGAUGUUAUUCAGAUUCCAGGAAGUAUCAAGCACUCAGACCUUCCCGAGAGAAUGGAGAUUGGAAAGCCCUUUGAGAUUAACGGAGACUUGUAUAUAUGUGAGAAGAGGGGCGAAGGAAUGAUGAAGGUAUGCUCUGAGAGCGAGGGAAGGACAAGCACGCCUGUCUUGAGUCGGGGGUUUUAUGUAGUCCGGAGGAUGUGA
Molecule: messenger RNA, 225 nt
Organism: Encephalitozoon intestinalis ATCC 50506
Lineage: Eukaryota; Fungi; Microsporidia; Unikaryonidae
Exons: 1
Coding region: 1-225 (74 amino acids)
Source: RefSeq, a predicted model, not a curated record